AUGGUUUCCACCGUUACAGAAACAAUAACACAGUGCCUAGAAGCUCAGGUCGAAGAAAUUGAAGUUUUGCGUUCCAUUUAUUCUGACGAAUGGAAAACAGAAAAUGAAGCUGAUAGAUCAUACAGUAUUGAUAUCCAACACGAGGACUUUAAAAUUACUCUUUACGUUACAUUACCUGAAAAUUACCCUAGCGAAUCACCUCCAACCUAUACACUUUUGGCGCCUAAUUUAACCCGUCAUCAAAAAAAUCAAUUGUCAAAUUUGUUAGAUGAAGUUUAUUUUUUAGACUUAACUGGUGUUACUCAUGGAGAGCAAAUUAUAGACAGGAAAAGUGUAUUCCAAGGACAUGCCGCAAUUGUUUUUUCAACCGAUGAAGUCAGGCAUGUAAUAAAUGAAUUAAAGAAAAAUAAAAAAAUUGCCAAAGCGACACAUAAUAUGUAUGCUUAUAGAAUAGUUAAUAACAAUAACACAUUCAUUCAAGAUUGUGAUGAUGACGGAGAAAGUAAUGCUGGUGGUAGAUUAUUGCAUCUGUUACAAAUUUUAAAUGUAAAAAAUGUAUUAGUAGUGGUAUCUAGAUGGUAUGGUAGAAUACAUUUGGGUCCAGUGAGAUUUCGACACAUAAAUAAUGCUGCCAGACAAGUUUUAGAACAGAGUGGAAUAUUAAAGGAAGGUAAAAAGCAAAAUUAA
This is a messenger RNA of Pediculus humanus corporis (human body louse), 687 nucleotides long. Its product is annotated as impact, putative. Lineage: Eukaryota; Metazoa; Arthropoda; Insecta; Psocodea; Pediculidae. The transcript is spliced from 5 exons. The coding region runs from base 1 to 687 and encodes 228 amino acids. Gene Ontology annotation, cellular component: cytoplasm. Gene Ontology annotation, molecular function: protein binding. The record is from RefSeq and is a predicted model, not a curated record. Gene Ontology annotation, biological process: regulation of translational initiation.